CUUCAGCCAAUAAACUGACAACUUAAUUAAGAAUUAACCAAAAACACAGGAUUUUAACUAGUUAAUAUCAACUAUAUUAAUGUUUGGUUCUUUGUUCGUUGCUUGCUCUUCAUGGGGAACUUUACUAUCUGCACUAAUCACUUUCAUACUGGUUUGGAUUGUAUAUCGAACGAUCCAGUUCAGAUACUCUUCAUUAAGCAAGAUACCUGGGCCUCCAGGCCUACCGAUCAUUGGUGGAACAAGAGUCAAUGUUACAGGUCCACAGAACCUUAAACAUGUUCUCAUCACACACAGACAUAAAUAUGUCAAAACUAAAAACAUCAGAGCAUUCGUACCAAGUGUUGGCAAUGGACUUCUUACCUGUAGCCAUGACGAUCAUGUGCGCCAGUAUAAAAUGGUUUCUCCCGCCUUUAGUUACAGUAACUUAAAAGGAAUGGUUGCAGUGUUUCAACAGGUGGCACACAAUUUAGUCAAAACUUGGACUGAUAAGCUUUCUUCCUCACCAUCUGGAUUCUGUGACAUUGAAGCACAAAAAGACCUUAACCACUGUACCUUGGAUAUCAUUGGAAAGUGUGCUUUUGGUUAUGACUUUGAUUCAGUCUUUUCAGGAGACAAUCAGUUAGCCAAAGCAUUUACCUCCAUUAUACAAGUCACUAACUUCAGCCAUCUUCUCCUCAUGAAACUAUUUCCUUUUUACAAGUACUUUUACACUGAAAGUAAAAAUGCAAUGAAAAUCACAGAUGAAAUAGUUUUAGAGGUUAUCCAUAAAAAAAUGAAUUCGACCAAAUCACAAACCAAAAAGAAGGAUUUAUUGGAUCGUCUUCUUGAACACUAUGAUGGUGCAAGUAAAAAAGAUGUGGAAGAAAUGAGAAGCCAAGUCUUUACAUUUCUCUUAGCUGGCCAUGAAACAUCAAGUGUUGCUUUAGCUUGGACUCUGUACGAGCUUUCAAAAAAUCCAGAAAUUCAAACAAGAGCCAGAGAAGAAGUUUUUGCUGUACUUGGAAAAGAUUUAAACAUAGAAUGGAGCAAACUUGAUGAGCUUAAAUUUCUUGGUAACAUUGUCAAGGAAUCCUUAAGGCUACAUUCACCAGUAUAUCAUGUGGUUAGACAGGCAAUAGAAGAUGAUGUUAUCGAUGGGUAUCUGAUACCAAAGGGUACGACAGUAGCUGUAGGUAUACAGACUACGCAUAUUUUGCCCAAGUACUGGAAAGAUCCAGACAUCUUCAUACCAGAUAGAUUCCAAGAAAAUGAUGGUCAGCCAUCCAAUAUUCCCAAUAUCUUUCUACCAUUUUCCAUUGGUCCACGAUCCUGCAUUGGAAACAAGUUUGCCUUGGCUGAGAUCAAGACAGUACUUGCCACUCUUCUGAAGAACUUUGUGUUCACAGAGUGUUCUGGUAUGGAGUUCAAGCCAGUGAUACAGAUAACAGUGCGACCAAACCCUUCACUGCAUCUUCUCAUUUCCAAAAUAAAAGGCUAAAACUAUAAACAAAUCUGUAACUAGCUGUAACUAACGUAGUAAAUUUACCUAAACUAUUGACAAGAGAGAGAGAGAGAUCAAACUAUGCAAUAAAGGUUUUGAACCAUCAUGUGCCAAACCCAAAAUACAGCUUGGGCUGACUGUGGUUUGAUGGCAGAACAAGAUGGCUGAACAGAUGGCUCUGGGAAAUUGAAUUCUUAUGUAAAAUGAUCAUAUUGUUUCUGCCAUCUAAUAUGGCUGCCAUCACGUGAUGGUGCAAAGCCUCUAUUGUCAUGCAGUGUAAUUUGAGGAAGGGUAAAUGCUCAUACAGUAGUACUACAGUUAUCACUCACCCAUUUUCAUAAGUACAUGACCAACACAGCACCAAACCUCAGGUUUUUGAUUGACAGGAGCCAAAAAUCCAGACCUCAACUUUAGAAUCAUAGCUUGUUGCAGGUUGCCUAAGCUCCUUGUCAGGGUUGUGUAAUUAUAAAUAUAGUCAGGUUAAUCAAACCAAGAGCAUUUUUGGGAGGUCCUAGCUAGUGUGCCAGUGAACUCCCUUUCCAAUGUUAGUUUUUGUCUUAGUUGAGUGUUUUGUUUGGUGGGGAUCAGAGACCCAGCACCCAAACCACUGCAUAUGGGGAAAUUCUGGAUAUUAUAUGUUCCUGCAAACCUUCCUCUCAGUAAAACAUGCAUGAAGGAUAUGUAUGGUAUGCAUUACAUAAUUUUGAGCUCAUUUGUAAACAAACUCCAAGGGAGCAUUCAGACAAUAUUUUUUGAAGACAAAGAGGUAGAAUUUUCAGAAAUGAGAGAAGUUUAAGUCUAAACGACCUGUAUCAUUCGAACAGAAUAUUUAGACUUUUUGAGUACAAAACAUUUUGGAUAUUUAUAUGAAUUUAACGUUUUCCAUCCAAAUAUAUGCUUUCCUUUUUCUAUAAAAACCAUAUCUGCAAAACGACGCGCCUAGCGAAACCUUUCAUAACUCCAUUGCUUAUAAGGUUUUUACAAUAUCAAGCAAAAAUUGCCGGAAUAAAUGAAUAAAUUCAUGGAAUAAAAGUCUUUAAAUUUCA
Molecule: messenger RNA, 2526 nt
Organism: Actinia tenebrosa (Australian red waratah sea anemone)
Lineage: Eukaryota; Metazoa; Cnidaria; Anthozoa; Actiniaria; Actiniidae
Product: cytochrome P450 4F5
Molecular function (GO): oxidoreductase activity, acting on paired donors, with incorporation or reduction of molecular oxygen; heme binding; monooxygenase activity
Source: RefSeq, a predicted model, not a curated record